AGUCAGCUAGACAACCGUAACCAAGGACUGAGUGUAUACAACAUGUCAGCCAUUGAGCUAAGUUAGCGAGCUAGCAAUGCAUGUUUAUCAGAUGCAACCUCUUGCAAAGUUAAUUGCUCUUUUACAGAGGUAAACUAUAGUGUCUCGACUACGUGUAGAUUGAAUUGGAAACACUUUGCACAUCAAGCUGUCUAUUCAAGCAUCAACGAGGCAUGCAGCUGAAACACCUGAAGACACUGCUAACUCCUCAGGAUGGAGCUGCAAAAGUCACAUGUAUGGCGUGGGCCCCUAACAAUGCGAGGUUUGCUGUAUGCACGGUGGACCGAGUGGUCCUGCUAUAUGAUGAACAAGGGGAGAGGAGAGACAAGUUCUCCACUAAACCCGCGGACGCAAAGUAUGGGAAAAAGAGCUAUACUGUCAAGUCCAUGGCAUUUUCACCAGAUUCCACCAAAAUUGCCAUUGCCCAGACUGAUGACAUCAUCUAUGUAUAUAAAAUUGGAGAGGACUGGGGCGACAAAAAAGCAAUUUCCAACAAGUUUGUGCAGACGAGUGCCGUUACCUGUUUGGUUUGGCCAGCAGACCAUAACAUUUUUUGUGGAAUGGCAGAUGGAAAGAUCCGAAAAGCCAACACAAAAACAAACAAGGCGUCCACAAUUUAUGGGGCAGACUCCUACGUUGUCUCAUUAACAUCCAAUGUGUCAGCCAAAGGAAUCCUCUCAGGCCAUGCAGAUGGGUCAGUGGUGCGCUACUUCUUUGAUGAUGAGGACUCCGGAGAGUCUCAGGGAAAGGUCUUCACACACCCGUGCCCUCCGUACGCCCUGGCCUGGGGGGCCGACAGCAUCAUCGCCGGCGGAUGCGACAAAAAGAUUGUGGCCUACGGGAAGGAGGGCCACAUUCUGCAGACGUUCGACUACAGUAGGGACCGCUCGGAGAAGGAGUUCACCGUGGCCGCAACCAGCCCCAGUGGACAGUCUGUUGUGCUGGGGAGCUUCGACAGGUUAAGGGUGUUCAACUGGAGCCCUCGCAGGGGCAACUGGGAUGAAGCACCUCCCAAGGAGAUCCCCAACCUCUACACCAUCACGGCCCUGGCCUGGAAGAAGGACGGCUCCCGACUCUGCGCGGGUACGCUGUGUGGGGCCGUGGAGCUGUUCGACUGCUGCUUGCGGAGAAUCCUCUACAAGAACAAAUUCGAGAUCAUUUACGUGGGGCUGAGUCAGGUACUCGUGAAGAACAUGUCCACGGGGACCCGCGUGGUGCUGAGGUCUCGAUUCGGCUACGAGAUCGGAGAGGUCAAGAUCCUGGGGAAGGAUCGCUUCCUGGUGGCACACACCAGCGACACACUGUUACUGGGAGAUAUUACAGCCAACAAGCUCAGCGAGGUGGCUUGGCAAGGAUCAGGGGGAAACGAGAAGUUCUUCUUUGAAAACGAAAUGGUGUGUAUGAUCUUCAAUGCUGGAGAGCUGUCCCUGGUGGAGUACGGCAGCCAGGACAUCCUGGGCUCUGUCAGAACUGAGUUCAUGAACCCUCAUCUGAUCAGUGUCCGUCUCAACGAGAGGAAACAGAGAGGCGUGGAGGACAACAAGAAGCUGGCCUACUUGAUUGACAUCAAGACCAUCGCCAUUGUGGACCUGGUUGGUGGGUUCAGCCUGGGCACGGUGAGCCACGACUCCAAGGUGGAUUGGCUGGAGCUGAACGAGACGGGCUGUAAGCUGCUCUUCAGGGACAGGAAGCUCAGGUUACACCUGUAUGACAUAGAGAGCCAUGAGAAGACCACGGUGCUGAGCUUCUGCUCGUACGUGCAGUGGGUGCCGGGCAGCGACGUGGUGGUGGCGCAGGACAGGAGCCACCUGUGUGUGUGGUACAACAUCGACAGCGCCGAGAGAGUCACCCAGUUCUCCAUCAAGGGGGACAUUGUUGAUCUAGAACGUUCCAAUGGUAAGACACAAGUAGUCGUCACAGAGGGGGUCAGCACAGUGUCUUACACUUUGGAUGAAGGCCUCAUUGAGUUUGGGACGGCUAUAGACGAUGGAGACUAUUACAGGGCUACGGCGUUCCUGGAGACUCUGGAGAUGAACGCAGAGACGGAGGCCAUGUGGAAGACCCUGAGUAAGCUCUCUCUGGAGGCCCGGCAGCUCCAUAUCGCAGAGAGGUGCUUCGCUGCAUUGGGUGAUGUUUCCAAAGCACGCUUUCUCAACGAGACCAACAGGAUUGCGGACCACGUGGCGAAGGAGUUUGGUGGGGAUGGCACGCAGCACUACCAGGUGAAGGCGCGUCUGGCCAUGCUGGAGAAGAAUUACAAGCUGGCAGAGAUGUACUUCAUGGAGCAGAACGCCAUCGAUGAGGUGAUGGAAAUGUACCAGGAGCUCCACAUGUGGGACGACUGCAUCGCCGUUGCCGAGGCCAAGGGCCACCCGGAGCUAGACAACCUGCGACGCAGCUACUAUGCCUGGCUGAUGGAGACCAAUCAGAAUGAGCGUGCGGGAGAGGUCAAGGAGAGCGAGGGCGACUACAUGGGUGCCGUCAACCUCUACCUGAAGGCAGGGCUGCCCGCCAAGGCCGCCCGAGUGGCCAUGAGUCGCGACGAGCUUGCGGCCAACGUCGACGUCAUCAACCGCAUCGCCUCCGCCCUCAUCAAGGGCGAGUUCUACGAGAGGGCAGGUGAUCUCUUUGCAAGGAUCCGGAACAACCAGAGGGCCUUGGAGUGCUACCGCAAAGGCAGCGCCUUCAGAAAGGCGGUGGAGCUGGCACGCGUGGCCUUCCCGGCGGACGUGGUGAAGCUGGAGGAGUCCUGGGGCGACUACCUGGUCCAGCAGAAGCAGAUGGAUGCCGCCAUCAACCACUACAUCGAGUCCGGCUGCUCGGAGAAGGCCAUCGAGGCGGCAAUAGGUGCGCGGCAGUGGAAGAAGGCCGUGCACAUCCUGGAGCUGCAGGAACAGCACGGAGCAGGCACAUACUACCAGCGCAUCGCCCAGCACUAUGCCUCCAUACAGGAGUACGAGGUUGCCGAGCGUCUGUUUGUCAAAGGGGAUCAGAUCAAGGCGGCCAUCGACAUGUACACUCAGGCAGGGCGCUGGGAGGAGGCUCACAAGCUGGCGGUGAAGUGUAUGACCCCACAGGAGGUGUCGGAUCUGUAUGUGAGCAGGGCAAAGGAGCUGGAGACAGAGGGCAAGUACAAGGAAGCAGAGAGGCUCUUCUCCACCGUGGAUCAGCCUGACUUGGCCAUCACCAUGUACAAGAAGAACAAGAUGUACGACGACAUGAUCCGCCUGGUGGCCCGCCACCACUCGGACUUGCUGCAGGAGACGCAUGUCCACCUGGCCAAGGAGCUGGAGGCAGAGAAUCGGCUACAGGAGGCUGAGUACCACUACUUAGAGGGUCAGGAGUGGAAGGGAGCGGUCCACAUGUAUAGAGGUCACGACAUGUGGGAGGAAGCCUACAGGGUGGCGAAGAACCAGGGGGGUGCGGCAGCCCAAAAGCAGUUGGCGUACCUGUGGGCCAAGAGUCUGGGGGGCGAGGCGGCCGUCAAACUGCUUAACAAGUUCGGCAUGCUGGAGACUGCCGUAGAGUUCGCCACAGACAACUGCUCUUUUGACUUUGCCUUCGAGUUGGCGCGCCUGUCCCUCAAGCAUAAGAUCCCCGAUGUCCACUACAAGCACGCCAUGUUCCUUGAGGACGAGGGCAAGUUUGCGGAGGCCGAGGCAGAGUUCAUUAAAGCCGGCAAGCCUAAGGAGGCCGUGCUGAUGUAUGUGCACCAGAAGGACUACGGCGGAGCGCAGCGUGUGGCCGAGGCUCACGACCCGGACAGUGUGUCCGACGUGCUAGUGAGCCAGGCCAAGCACUGCUUCGACCAGCGGGACUUCCAAAGAGCCGAGGCCUUCCUGCUGCGCGCGCAGAGGCCCGAGCUGGCCAUCAAGUACUACAAAGAUUCAGAGAUGUGGAGCGAUGCUAUGCGGCUCUGUAAAGAGUACCUCCCCAGCAAACUGGCCAUUCUGCAGGAGGAGUAUGAAAUGGAGGUGUCCAAGAAAGGACCCGGGGGUGUGGAGGGGGUGCUGGAGCAGGCUCGUGAGUGGGAACAGACAGGUGAGUACGCCCGGGCGGUGGAGUGUUACCUGCGAGUGAAGGACACCGCCAAUGUGGCCCUGAUGGAGAAGUGUUGGAUGAAGGCUGCUGAGCUGGCCAUUAAGUUCCUGGGUCAGGACAGGUCAGUGGAGGUCGUCCAAGCUGUGGGACCACGCCUCGUCCAGAUGAGGAAGUACAACGCAGCAGCUGAGCUGUAUCUCAACCUGGACCUCAUUAAGGGAGCUGUGGAUGCUUUCAUAGCGGGUGAAGAAUGGAACAAAGCCAAGAGGGUCGCCAAGGAGCUGGAUCCAAGGUUGGAAGAUUAUGUGGAUCAGUGCUACAAAGAGCACUUGAAGAACCAAGGCAAAGUUGACUCGCUGGUGGGUGUGGACGUCAUGGCAGCCCUGGACAUGUACGCGGAGAGAGGCCAGUGGGAGAAGUGCAUUGACACAGCGUCCAAACAGAACUAUAAGAUCCUCCACAAGUACGUGGCUCUAUACUCCACUCACCUGAUCAAAGAGGGGGAUCCGGAGAGGGUCCUCAACCUCUACAUCCAGCACGGAGUACCUGCCAAUCCACAGAACUUCAACAUCUACAAGCGCAUGUUCCAGGAACUCCUGGGCCAGUCGCAGAGGGACAACGCCGAGUCCUACCGCAUGUGGGCCGACCUCCGAGACGUCAUGCUGGCGUUGUGUGAGAACAUGACCAAGUCGUCGGAGGCCAACUCUCCAGCUCAUGAGGAGUUUGAGCAGAUGCUGCUUAUCGCCCACUAUUACGCCUCCCGCUCAGCCGCCAGGGGCCUGGACCAGCUGAGUACCAUAGCAGCCAAGCUGUCCAUUGCUCUGCUGAGACACACAGAGCUGAUUCCAGCUGACAAAGCCUUUUACGAGGCAGGACUCACUGCCAAGGCUGUCGGCUGGGAGAACAUGGCCUUUAUUUUCCUCAACCGCUUCCUGGAUCUGGCCGACGGGAUUGAUGAAGGCAACCUUGACGCUCUGGAUCAUUCGGACUUCCAAGACACAGACAUCCCCUUCGAAAUCCCUCUGCCUGCCAAACAGCAUGUCUCUGUGGAGAAGCGUGAGGAGAUCCGGGACUGGGUGCUGACCGUGUCCAUGGACCAGCGGCUGGAGCAGGUGCUGCCCCGAGACGAGCGCGACACCUACGAGGCCUCUCUGCUCGCUGCCAACACCGGCAUCCGCUCGCUACCCUGCAUCAUCACCGGUUACCCAGUCCUGCGGAAUAAAAUUGAGUUCAAAAGACCAGGGAUGGCUGCAAACAAAGACGACUGGAACAAAUUCCUAAUGGCUACCAAGACAACCCACAGCACAGAGUGCCAGGACGUGUUGAAGUUUCUGAACCACUGGUGCGGAGGACUCCCGACCGCAGGCUACUCUUUCCACUGAUAGUGCUCAUGUGAUUCCACUCCAUCUCUCCCUCUUUUCCUCCCUCCCUCCCUCUCCUCCUUUCUUCCUUGUCUCCUCCCUUUCCUCCUCCGUCUCUCUCCAUCCAUUUCAUUUGCCUUCUCCAUCAUUCCUCCUACUUGUCACGCAUGCAGUCUCUACCUCUCUCACUCAUUGUCUUCGCCCUUCUCUCUCUUUUUCUCUCUCUUUUUUUCUCUCUCUCUCUCUCUAUCGUUCUCUGGUCCUCCCAUGGGAACUCUUUAUGUCUCUCCUCAGACCUGGCUUUGAGUUGAGGUCAGAGAGCUCUUACCUGAUCUCCGGGUAGUCUCCCAUUUUCAGGAGCUCUCUCGGUCUCUCUCUCUCUGCCUCUCUCUCUCUCUCUCUGCCAUCUCUCUGUGAAUGUUAUUUUAUUCUGUGGGAUGAAAAUGUGGAGCGUUUGCGUACUUCACACCCUUGUGACGGGGGGUCGCGGGGCUCGUGACCGUGGCAAAGCACAAAGCAAUCUGUUUGCGUUUUCCGAACCUGCAUCCCUGUCUGGAAUUCCCAUUCAAUUGUCAAACGUCAGGUGGACAGGUUUUCAAACGUGUUUACAGCAAAACAUGAUUGUAAACUACAACACAUGAAAAGACCUGUAGCUGUCAAUGUAAUCAAAGUACUUAAUAUUUGUGAUGCAAAAUAUUUUCUCAUACAUUAUAGAAUUGUAUUGCAUUUUGAGUGUGAUUUGUGAGUUAAGUGCUUAAUAAAGUAUAUUUGUAUAUUCUA
Molecule: messenger RNA, 6221 nt
Organism: Alosa sapidissima (American shad)
Lineage: Eukaryota; Metazoa; Chordata; Actinopteri; Clupeiformes; Clupeidae
Gene: ift172
Product: intraflagellar transport 172
Exons: 48
Coding region: 213-5462 (1749 amino acids)
Biological process (GO): intraciliary transport
Cellular component (GO): ciliary basal body; axoneme; intraciliary transport particle B
Molecular function (GO): protein binding
Source: RefSeq, a predicted model, not a curated record